AUGGCGCACAUCUACCCGGACACCCCGCGCACCGCGUACGGCGACGGCGACCAGACGCGUCUUACGGCCGCCGACUUGGAUCUGGACAUGUCCAUCGAGCCGUCCUUCCACUCGCCCUCGAAGCACGGCGACGACCUCGUGCGCCAGAUGCGUGGCCAGCGCACCCCGCGCGGCCUCAAGACGCCCUCGGCCGGCCGCAACCCUCUCGUCGCCGGCCGCCGCCAACAACAGCAGCAGCCACCCGGCAAGCCCGAGUUCACCCCGCUGCUGAAGAGUGCGAUGAAGAACAGGAUAUCUAGCGCCUACGACAGGGAGCUCGGAGCCGCCGGCGGCGCCGUUGGCAACCCGGUCUUCAAGGCCGGCGUCCAGACGCCCGCUGCGCUGAAGCCCGGGUACAAGUUCGACAACAGCCCACUGCCCGAGGGCAGCUCCAUGUACGACGGCUCGUCGGCAACGGACAUGACCGAGCUGGCGGACCCUGCGCCGCCGGUUGCGAGCAGCAGUUUCAUGUCGACCCCCAUGGCGCUGCCGCGGUCGGGCGAGAUGGAUAGAGGGAACAUGCUCACUCUGCGGGAGCAAGAAGCAAAAAUCGCACAGAUCGACAAGGACAACUUCGGCCUAAAACUCAAGAUCCACUACCUCGAGGAGAACAUGAGACGCACCGGCACCGAGUUCCAGCAGAGCGCCCUGCAGGAGAAUACGGAGCUCAAGGUCGACCGUGCGAAGAUGCAGGUCGAGCUUAAGGGCCUGAAAAAGUCGCUACAAAAGGCUGAGAGGGACCUCGAGGAGUACAGAGUACAGCUGCAGGACUAUGCCGAAAAGGUCAAGAAGAGACAUCUCGACUCGAGCGCGCGAGAGGAAAUCGAGGAGUUGAGGAAUCUGGCAGAAUCGAGGGCGGCUGAGCUCGAGGAGCUUCAGAAGAAGGUCGACUCUGCUGACACGGAUAACGAGGAGGUGGAGAAGCUGCAGGGCGAAGUUGAGGAACUGGAAAAUGAGUUGCAGCAAAAGGAUCAGGAGCUGGAUGAGAAAGAUGAGCAGCUCGAGGAUCUCCGCGCCAAGCUGGAGACGGCUGAGGGUGGCGAUGGCGAUUCCGAGGACAAGCAACGGCUCAUAGAUGAGCAGGCCGACAAGAUCGACGAGCUCGAGGAUCAGGUUCGGAAAACCACCGCCGAGAGAGACGAGAAAGAAGACGAACUCGAAGAGCUUCACGAAAGGCUAGAAACCCUCGAAGGCGAAAAGGACAACCAGCUGAAAGCAUUGCAACGACAACUGGAAUCAUUUGAGCGGUCAAAGAAGGAGGAUCUUUCGGCAUUGGAAGAAAGGAUUCGACUAAAGGAUCUAGACAUCAAGUCUUUGGAACGCCAGGUCGAGUCUGCCGAACGUGAGAAGCAAAGCGAGGUCGAUGCACUUCUCGACCGUGUGAGGAUUGCCGAGGCUUCUGGCGGAAAUCAGGCCCAACUUGCCCAGCAAGCUGCCAAUGAGGCCCGUGAGAAGCUGCAUCAGACGACCCGGGAGAAAGAUGACGAAAUCUACGCUCUUCAAGCCCGUCUAGAUGCGGCUGAAGUCCUAGAAGACAAACUCGAGCAAUGCCAACACCAAUUACGCCAAUACGCCGAUGAUGCGAGACGCCGAGACGCCGUUGAGGAUAGGAGAGAGCAAGAGAUCCAGAAUCUCCGUGAACAGCUUCGUACCUCGGAGCGGAACAUGAGCCCACUAAAGAGACGGAUAGGAGAACGUGAUGGCUCUGAUCGAGAGUUGGAAAGACUUCGAACCACCCUGGCUGAGCGUGAUCACGAGAUUUUCAACCUGAAGCGUGCUGCUGAGAACCAAGCCGCAUCUUUGGAGGAGCUUAAGCGCACUCAACUCGACGCUGCGAGCCGUUCUUCGGAUGCAGAGGGUAUCAAGAGGGCUUUGGAGUUCACCAGGAAAGACCUUGAGCAAAGCCGCAGAGCCCAGGAACAAGCCGAGUAUGCUCUUACCCAACGCACACGCGAACUGGAAUCCGCUCGUCAGUCUCUGGAGGAAUUGAGGCGGUCACAACUCGAAGCCGCAAGCCGCUCUUCGGAUCUUGAGGGUGUCACUAGGGCUCUGGAAUUCACCCGGAAGGAUCUCGAGCACAGCCGGAGGGCUCACGAACAACUCGACGCUACACUCUUCGAGCGCACUCGUGAUCUGGAGGCAGCUCGUAGGUCUUUGGAUGAUCGGACUAGGGAACUGGAGGCUGUCCGUAGGAGCCUUGACCAACGUAUCGUGGAACUCAAUGACAAGAGCAGGGAGCUGGAAACUACCAAGAGAACCUUGGUUGAGCGGACAGAGGAGCUUGAGCUGCUCCGCAGCCACAAGGACGAGCCCGGCACGCAGUUCGAGCUUGUCAACAACCUUGCCCGAGAGCGCGAGCAGGACCUCGACCGUCUCCGAUCCACCGUCAAUGCUCGCGAGAAGGAUCUUGAGGCUGUCCAAAAGCUAGCGAAUGAGAGGCUAAAUGCCAUCAAUGCGCUGCGAGAGCAGCUUGCUCAGUCAAAACAAGAACUUGAGGACGAGAUCGAAGUCUUGAUCGCUGCCGCUGACGAGGCUGACGUGGAGAAGGAGGCACUGGAGUUCAAGGUCACGCAGCUGGAGGAGGAACUCAAGGGCUCCGACCAAAUCCAGAGCAAGAUCGAGCCACUCGAGAAGCGCCUCCGCACCGCUGACCGAGAGAAGGCCAGCCUGCAGUCCGAGAUUGAGUCACUCCAGCAGGACCUUGGCAUCGCAGACAAGGAUCGAGAAUCCCUCCAAGCGCGGGUACGCAAGCUCGCCCAAGAACUUGAGCAGCUUCGCGCUUCUUCCAGCAAGGGACCCGACGUCUCGACUACGGGCGAACGCCGGGACCUGCACGGAGCCGUCAAGUCUGCGCAACUCGAGGCCGAGGAGCUCCGUCUCGAGCUCACGAACCGUGAGAAGCAGCUGUCGGAGCUGCAGACCAGGCUCCGCGAAGACAAGAAGAAGCACCGGACGGCAGAGCUCGAGAACGAGGAGCUCAAGCUCCAAAUGUCGGAGAAGGACGGCGAGCUCGAAGCGUACGCGGCGCGCUUCAAGCGCGAAGGCGGCGCCAACCGUGACGCCAUCAAGAAGCACACGGCCGACCUGAAGGAGCUGCACGAGAUGCUGCGAAACGCGACGCUCGAGGUCGAGGAGCUGCAACUCGCCCUCGCCGAGCGCGACGCCCAGCUGGACGCGGCCACCAAGGACUCGCGCCAGAAGGAGCGCAAACUCAAGACGCUCCAGCUGCAGGCCGACGCCAGCGGCGAUGCCGUCGAGCUCAAGGCCCAGCUGUCGGAGAAGGACAAGCGGCACUCGGGCGAGCUCAAGGGCCUGGCCAAGCAGAUCCAGUACCUCCGCGCCCGGUGCGCGCGCGAGGAGAAGUUCCGCGACGGCUUGGCGUACGAGAAGAGGUUCUUCAUGAUGCAGAUCGAGACGUACAACCAAUGCACUGGAGCCCACCUCCGCCUCGUCGAGGAAAUGGGCAUCACCCCCGACGUCUCCUUCCACAGACGUAAGCCUACCCUCCGCACCGCCGGCCUCGCCGUCAUCGCCGCCGUUCGCAUGCGUAAGAUGCGCGAGGAUUGGGCGGCCAGCAAGAAGCUGCAUGAUGCGCUUGUGAAGAAAUUGGAGAGUAUGAGGAGGGCGGGGAGGGCGAGCGGGAGGGUUGUGAGGUGA
Diplodia corticola is the source of this 3696-nucleotide messenger RNA. RefSeq names its product spindle-pole body protein. The coding region runs from base 1 to 3696 and encodes 1231 amino acids. Gene Ontology annotation, cellular component: microtubule organizing center. The record is from RefSeq and is a predicted model, not a curated record. The transcript has 3 exons. NCBI's taxonomy places the organism in Eukaryota, Fungi, Ascomycota, Dothideomycetes, Botryosphaeriales, Botryosphaeriaceae.